UGCCUCCACUAAGCCGUACACGAAGGAGGAGGAGGAGAAGAUGGCCGCCGUCCUGAGGGAAAGAAAGGAGAAGAAAGAGGCCAAGAAGAAGGCCCUACAGGAGGAGCAGGCGGCCAAGCUGAAGAAGAUAGAGGAAGAGAUGGCCAGAGAGAUAGAGAGAGAAAAAAAAGAAAGAAGAAGAGGAGAGAACCUGAAAGAGGUGGAAGAGGAAGAGGAGGAAGAUGAAACGCCGCUGCAAAGGAAGAGAGGGCAGUACAGUGGCCGCAAAGAUGAUGAGAUGGAAAAACGGAUUUCAGAAUGGGUCGCCAACCUAUCCCUGGGUGAAGAAGAAGAGGUGGCGAUGUAUAUCCCCAAGGAUGAUCAGGAAGCGGCUAUGAGAGCCUGGGACACAGAGGAAGAUGUCAUCAAGCGGCAGGCGAUGGAAGAUGAGAAGAGGAUGGAGUGGAAACUGGCAGUGAUGAGGGAGAAGAAGAGGAGAGUGGACGCGGCAGCAGAUGCGGCGGAAGAAUUGGAGGAGGUAAAAAAGAUAGAAGAGCAAUUAGCCGCCUGGGCUGAACUCCCAAAGGAAAUGGAGGUCAUAGCCGGAAACGUUGCACGCUUAACGCAAAUUCAGGCAGUGCAGUAUGACUUCAACAGGAGUCAGCAUAUAGCUGUGCGUUCGAUACGAUUGGGAUUUCGGGACUUUGCUCGUUAGUUGGUGGGAGUUGUAGGAGCCGAGGUGGGCCACCGCCUCGACAAGACUGAGCGAUUUUGUGCUGGCGCCAUUCAAGGCGUCAAGGCGGCCGCUCCCAAGGAGGAGGAAGCACGUCCUUGCCGGGAGCCGGUCAAAGUCAAAUUCCCUGAUUCCUACAGUGGAAAACGGGAAGAAAACUUUGACAAUUGGGAGGCCAAUGUCAAGACCUAUGUGCAUCUGCAACAGGUCUCCCCGGAUCAGCAUGUUCAAAUUGCGAUCCACGCGCUUAGAGACGA
Molecule: messenger RNA, 969 nt
Organism: Chara braunii
Lineage: Eukaryota; Viridiplantae; Streptophyta; Charophyceae; Charales; Characeae
Source: the annotation of a GenBank genome assembly